AAUUUCCUGCAAUGUGCGAAAAGUAUUCAGAAGUAACGGUGUUGCUAACUAACAUGUCGUGAGAGAAGACACGUCGUCGUGUGUUGCCUGAAUCUUUACAGCGUUAAGAUCGCCACAAAUUGGAAGUGUGGCUUUGAUUUUUGUUUUUGUUUUUUGACGACUUAAAACAAAUAUUGUCUGUAGCAGCUUGUCACAAUGGAGGUGGCCCAGUCGCUCGGCGCCGACGAGCAGACGCGUCUGACCCAACUGAGGUUCGACGCCGCCGUCAAAGUCAUCAAGAGUUUGCCACCGAAUGGUUCUUUUCAGCCGUCCAACGACAUGAUGCUCAAGUUUUACAGUUACUACAAGCAAGCCACCGUUGGCAAGUGCAACAUCGCCCGGCCGGGCUUCUGGGACGCCGUGGGCAAGGCUAAAUGGAAUGCGUGGAACUCUCUGGGCGAAAUGACGAAAGAGGACGCCAUGGCGGCCUACGUUGACGAAAUGAAGCUGAUUCUGGAGGGCAUGCCCGUGACGGGCGAGGUGGAGGAGCUCCUGCGGAUCAUCGGACCCUUUUACGAGCUGGUGGACGACAAGAAGAAAAUCACGCAGAUCUCAGACCUCAGCGCAGGCUUCGGCUCCAGACUGAGCGCCGCGUCGUCCAGGAGCGUGGCCAAGAGCGUCAUCAGGACCAUGGAAUUGAACGGAACGCUGGAGACCCGGCCCGCCAAGCCCGCGCCCGACGACCGCAAGGAAACGUCCGGCAAAGUCGCGCGGGAAGAAGCCGAGGACGAGUUCAGGGAAGCCUCUCAGCCAAAGAAGAACGCGGCGCCGAGGCGGCGCACGGCCGACGACGACGCGGCUCGUUUGCCCGACGCCCGAGCGCCGGAUGCUCUGCCUCUGCUCAACGGCCACCGCGCCGACGCCGGCGAGGAUGUGACGGGCCGCGCCCACCUCGCCAGCGACUCGGACAGCGAAGUCUAUUGCGACUCGGUGGACCAGUUUGGCCAAAACGAGAGCCCAGAGCAGAACUGCUCUACGGAGGACCUGGAUGAGGAGGAGCAGGAGGAGGAGAAAGGGGAGGAGCCUGUGGGCCGCGAGGACGUCCAGAGAGCUCCGCGGGGCAUCAGGUGCGGCGGCGAGGAUGGAGACGCCGGCGGGAGCACGACGCAGAGGUCCAGACUCGACGUGGACACGCCGAACUCGUCCGUCGGAGGCGGCAGAGGCUCCAUGUCCUACGGCCGUGCCCCCGGCGCGCUGAAGCCCGCACGCGGCGCCGGUGAAGGCGACGACGACGACGACGGCGGCGGAGGAGGCGAGCGGCGUGGCGGACCGACCACGCCCGCGGGCAGCCUGAACGAGCAGAUCGUGGCGGCGCUGGCUCAGCUGCAGGACGACAUGCGCAGCGUCCUGGACAGGCUCCACGCGCUGGAGGCCCUCGCUGCCACGCAGGCCAGGUCAGCUGCCGUGUCUCCCGUCCACCCGUCCGCGCCGCCCAAUAAAAAAACUCAGAACCCGUCGUGGUGGCCUUUGGACAUUUCUCCCAGGAGUUUGGCCUUUGCCGUCGUCUGGCCCUUCGUGGUGCACUGGCUCAUCGGCCUCUACGCGCAGAGGAGGAGAAGACGACUGAACUGAACCGGACGACGACGCCAGGAAGAGUCCUGGCGGCUUGACUAAAAACCGCUUUUGCACUAAGGAAGGAAGAAAAGUCUCGUGAGGAAACGUGCGUACUCUAUAAAGAAUGUGAUGUCAGGCGGUUUCCAUAGCAACUAGGGCUUUCACCCCGCACGGAGCGGGCCAGAGGCCGUCUUCAGCUUGACGUGAUUUGAAGCUUUCACUUUAGUCGCCCCGAUGCAAUGCUGCUAAAACAAACGCAAGAUGUUGUACCGAAUUGGUAGUUUAAAAAGGAAGACGCCUAAAUAACUCGUGUGUGUGUGUGU
Molecule: messenger RNA, 1916 nt
Organism: Syngnathoides biaculeatus (alligator pipefish)
Lineage: Eukaryota; Metazoa; Chordata; Actinopteri; Syngnathiformes; Syngnathidae
Gene: acbd5a
Product: acyl-CoA binding domain containing 5a
Exons: 12
Coding region: 196-1611 (471 amino acids)
Biological process (GO): fatty acid metabolic process; autophagy of peroxisome
Cellular component (GO): peroxisome
Molecular function (GO): fatty-acyl-CoA binding
Source: RefSeq, a predicted model, not a curated record